Molecule: messenger RNA, 507 nt
Organism: Mesitornis unicolor (brown roatelo)
Lineage: Eukaryota; Metazoa; Chordata; Aves; Mesitornithiformes; Mesitornithidae
Product: baculoviral IAP repeat-containing protein 6-like
Exons: 4
Biological process (GO): negative regulation of apoptotic process
Cellular component (GO): nucleus
Molecular function (GO): cysteine-type endopeptidase inhibitor activity; ubiquitin conjugating enzyme activity
Source: RefSeq, a predicted model, not a curated record
AUGGUAUCCUUAGCAAAAAAUCUGAAUCACAGGUCUAAAAAAGACAAAGUUAAAGCAGGAGUAAAACCAGAUACUUCUGAUCAAGAACCAGAGGGACUGACGCUUUUGGUCCCAGACAUCCAAAAGACUGCAGAGAUAGUUUAUUCUGCUACCACCAGUUUGCGCCAAGCAAACCAAGAGAAGAAGAUGGCUGAAUACUCCAAAAAGGCUGCUGUGAAGCCCAAGCCUUUGUCUGUUUUACGGUCUCUUGAAGAAAAGUAUGUGGCUGUUAUGAAAAAACUCCAGUUUGAUACAUUUGAAAUGGUUUCUGAAGAUGAUGAUGGAAAAUUGGUUUUUAAAGUAAAUUACCACUACAUGUCUCAGGUAAAAAAUGCAAGUGACGCCAACAGCGCUGCCAGAGCCCGACGUCUUGCUCAAGAAGCUGUGACUCUUUCAACGUCGCUGCCUCUCUCAUCUUCAUCCAGCGUUUUUGUACGUUGUGAUGAGGAACGGCUUGACAUUAUGAAG